AUGAUAAGAGAUGCAACAAAACCUCAUCAGUGGCUUUACAUUGAAUCUGCCAGCAACCCAGCCGAUCACACCUCGCCUGGACUACGUGCAUCUGAAGUUAAUGAUUCUUCAUGGUUGACCGGUCCUCCAUUACUAUGGCAACCCAUCAUCGAAAGCAGAGGUGUUGAAACAGAGUUGCAACUUGGAGACCCUGAAGUAAGAUCUGCAAGAUCUCUAUGUACCAAAACAAAGGCUCAUUCUAGUAUCCUUGACAUUCUGUCUCGAUUCUCAUCUUGGACCAAAAUGAUAUCCUUCAUUGCCAGAAUGCAGAGACUUUCUAAUGGUGUCAAGGGAACCUAUCCACCAAAUCCGAAUGAAAGACUUCAAGCAGAACAAACUAUCAUCAAGCACAUUCAACAUGAAACCUUUCAAGACGCUAUCAGCGCUCUCGAGAAAUCUGAAGGGCUACCAAGGUCGAACUCCCUUAAACUCCUAGAACCAAUUCUACAAGAUGGGAUACUUCGAGUCGGAGGCCGACUGAGGAAGGCAACCUUGUCUGUUGCUUACAUGAACCCAAUAAUCUUACCCAGAAAUGGUCAUAUCACGCACUUGAUUCUCUCACAUGCUCACAAGGAAACCUUUCAUCAAGGAAGAGGAAUUACCUUGAACAAGCUCCGGUCUCUUGGUUAUUGGAUUGUAGGAGGAAGUAAGACGGUAGCCAGCUACAUACGUCAGUGCGUUAUAUGCAGGAAGUUGAGACGACCGACAGAGACACAGAGAAUGGCAGACUUGCCCAAGGAUCGUAUGGAACCAUCUCCGCCUUUCACAUACUGCGGUAUGGACUGUUUCGGCCCAUUUAUUGUGAAACAGGGACGGAAGGAAAUAAAACGAUAUGGGUUACUAUUUACCUGCAUGUGUUCUCGUGCUAUCCAUACUGAGAUGUUAGAUGACAUGUCUACAGACGCCUUUAUCAAUGGUUUGCGCUGUUUUAUCGCCAUUAGAGGAACCGUGCAACAGUUGCGCGCAGAUCAAGGAACCAACUUCAUUGGAGCUAAGAAUGAGUUCCAGAAAGCACUUAACAAGGAAAGAAUAUGUUCAUUCUUGGCAGAGAAACACUGUGAAUUCAUGUUUAACGCGCCCAGUGCUAGUCAUACAGGAGCAAUGUCUAUUGUAAACGGUCGCCCACUAACGGUCAGUGAGAUAGACAACCCAGACUCACUGGAGCCGCUUACUCCGAACCACAUCUUAGCUGGGAAGACCAUUUCUCCCCUUCCCCCUCCUGGAGAGUUCGUGAAGGAAGACAUGUAUGUCCGUAAACGUUGGAGACGUGUACAGUACCUUAUGGAACAAUUUUGGUCCCGUUGGAGACAUGAGUACCUGGCUCAGAUCACCUUACGACAGAAGUGGCAUGGAGUUCGUCGGAACAUCAAGGAAGGGGACAUUGUUCUGGUGAAGGACGUUGACCUGCCACGCAACCAAUGGCCUCUCGGUAGAGUUGUUGAAGCCAACCCAGAUGAUGAUGGUCUUGUACGGAGAGUCAAGGUGAAAAUGCAGUCUGGAGUUCUGGAGAGAACAGUUCAUAAGCUUGUGCUACUCAUUGCAAAUUAA
Molecule: messenger RNA, 1587 nt
Organism: Saccostrea cuccullata (small rock oyster)
Lineage: Eukaryota; Metazoa; Mollusca; Bivalvia; Ostreida; Ostreidae
Exons: 2
Coding region: 1-1587 (528 amino acids)
Molecular function (GO): nucleic acid binding
Source: RefSeq, a predicted model, not a curated record